CCUAUGCUGAAAAAGAAGAAGACUACUGGGACUCUACUCUGGAGUUAUGAGACUAAUAUAAAUGUUUUUGGAACUGAUGCCUUCAAAACUGUAUGGCAUCACAAAGGUGAGGAGUACAAAGAAAAAUGCAUGGUGCCUACGGUAAAACAUGGUGGUGGCAGUGUCCUUCUGUGGGGCUGCAUGAGUGCUGCUGGUGUCGGGGAGCUGUAUUUCAUUGAUGGUAUCAUGAAUUCACAGAUGUACUGCUCUGUAUUGAAAACGAAGAUUUUCCAACAUGACAAUUAUGCAAAACAAACAUCUAAGGCCACUGUUGCAUUACUG
Molecule: messenger RNA, 321 nt
Organism: Staurois parvus
Lineage: Eukaryota; Metazoa; Chordata; Amphibia; Anura; Ranidae
Source: the annotation of a GenBank genome assembly